This is a messenger RNA of Morone saxatilis (striped sea-bass), 2586 nucleotides long. RefSeq names its product gamma-aminobutyric acid type B receptor subunit 2-like. Gene Ontology annotation, biological process: gamma-aminobutyric acid signaling pathway; G protein-coupled receptor signaling pathway. Gene Ontology annotation, cellular component: membrane; G protein-coupled receptor heterodimeric complex. The record is from RefSeq and is a predicted model, not a curated record. Lineage: Eukaryota; Metazoa; Chordata; Actinopteri; Moronidae. Gene Ontology annotation, molecular function: G protein-coupled GABA receptor activity.
AUGGAGCGUGGUGGACCGGUGGAGGCGUUCAGGCUGCUGCUGGUUUGCUGUCUGGUUGUCGGGCCGGUGCUGGCCCAGGCCCGCCACCCUCUGCCUGCGCUGUGGGUAAUGCCCGUCAGCUCCGGGUUGGGGAAGGAGAACCUGACCGCCGCUGUGGCACCGGCUGUCAAACUGGCUCUGCAGGAUCUGCAGAGACAACCACCGCCGCUGGGAAACUACGAGAUCCAGCUCCAGCUGCUGGACUCACAGUGUGAUCCUGCUAAAUCACUCAAAGCUCUGUUUGAUGCCAUGUGGGCGGGACCAAAGUACCUGCUGGUGUUUGGAGGGGUGUGUCCAUCUGUGAUGGCGCUGAUUGCUCGCUCUCUGCCAGCUCUCAACCUGGUGCAGGUAUCUUUUGCGGCCUCGCCCCCUAACCUGUCCAACAGGAAGUGGUACAGAAACCUGUUCAGCACGGUGCCGUCGGACCGGGCUCUGAACCAGGCCACAGUGAAGCUGCUGCAGCGCUACAGGUGGAGCAGAGUCGGUAUCGUCACACAGGAAGGACCCAGACUCUCAGAGAUGAAGAAGGAUCUGAUCAGACAGCUGCUGAAGGCUGAAGUCCAGGUUGUUUCCACAGAAAGUCUCUCUGAAGACGUCUGCAGCAGCGUGAAGAAGCUGAAGGAAAGUGAUGUUCGGAUCAUCAUCGCACAGUUUAAAGAGGAUUCUGCCUCUGAAGUUUUCUGCUGUGCCUACAGGCUGAACCUGUUUGGACCUCGGUACCAGUGGAUCGUAAUUGACGGAGGAACGUCUGGAUGGAGGCUGGGGUGGCAGGGUUCUGGCUGUACGGCCGACAGUCUGCUGACGGCUGCAGACGGAUCCAUCCGGCUGCAGAUGAAACAGCUCAGCAGCACGAACACUCCGGGAGUCUCUGGACGGACUCCUCAGGACUACCAGGACUCCUACCUCAGACAGCUGAUCCAAGAGGGGUCAAAGGUCAGCGGCCUCCACACCUUCGCCUACGACGCUGUUUGGGUCGCUGCCAAAGCUCUCAGUCAGGUGAUGGAGGCUGUGAAACGCCGAGAUAAGUACAGCGUCCAGAGGAACAUCAGUGUCAGUGAGGAGGAGGUCCACAGGAUGCUGCUGGAGGCCGUGAAGCAGACGCAGUUUGAAGGAGUCACAGGUCCAGUUUCCUUUCGGAACGGAGACAGAAUGACGUCGAUGGAGCUGAUCCAGUUUCAAGGCAGCAGUGGUGUGUUGGUGGGAGACUUCAGUACUUCCACCCAACAGCUCCGACUGAUGAACCACCUGCUGAGGUUUAAAGGUCCAGGACCCCCCAGAGACCGGACUCUGGUCCUGGUACAGCAGCAGCACAUCGGCCUCCUUCUGUACAGCGUCGUAUCAUCAGCUGCGUCUGUGACCAUCAUCAUCGCUCUGACGGCCCUCCUCCUCACCGUCAUCAACCGUAUAUGGCUGCUGAAGUCAGGCAGUGGAUCCCAGGAUGAGCUGCUGCUGCUGGGCAUCCUGCUGUCCUCCUCCUCAGUCCUGAUGUCCGGCCUGGACGGAGCCUCGCUGUCCGACCAGACAUCUGAGGUCCUCUGUUCUGUGAGAAGUUGGUCUGUGGAGCUCUCAUCCGUGGGACACACUCUGGGCCUUCCUGUGCUGUUCACCAGAACAUGGAGGCUUCAUUCGCUCUGCAGCUUCACACAGAAGUCGUUCUUCUUCAGAGGGAUUCCUGCUGAUCAGGACGUUGUCAUCCGACUGCCUCUGAACGCCUGCAGCAGCGCCAACAUGGAGCUGUGGCUCAUCGAGCUAGGUCUCGGAUGUUUCGUGGCCUGGAACAUCAGGACCGCGCCGGCCGAUCAUCCCGCCAUCAGCAGUAAACACCUGACACUGAGUACGUUCGCUGUGACGGUGUUCAGUGUGGCAGGAGUGUCAGGAUCUCUGCUGACGUCCCACAAUCCUCCUGUUCAGUUCUGUGUGACCAGUGUCCUCAUCCUCUGCUGUAACAUCUGCACCCUGAGCUGGUUGUUCGGACCAAAGGUUUUGUUUCUGUGUCUGAACAGCAGCGAGCUGCAGGGUGAAGCUGCAGAGGGCGACGACGGACAAAACAAAGACGAGCAGCUGAGCAGGUUAAACCAGCAGCUGAAGAGUCAAACUGCACAGCUCGACGUAGAAAUAGAAACCAUCACCAUGCAACUCUCUGAGGAGUCAGCUACUGACCCGAAGCCUCACAUGAUGACAGAAAAAAACAACGCAGGGGAGGUCAGAUCUGUGACGUGGACUCAUGUGGUUCAGGUCUGCUCUGAGGACAGAAGCUCAGAUAGGAAACCUGCAAGUCCAGACAGCAUCAACUCUCCUGAACGUGUGCGGCGCCGGCUGUCCGUGCAGCUGCCCAUCCUCCAUCAUUCCUACCUGCCCGCCGUCGGUGGUGUCAGCGCCAGCAGCUCCAGUCUGUUCGGCAGCCGGGAGGCCUUCGAUCACGCCGAUGGAAACUUCCUGUACGACUGACGCCACAUUAUUGCUCAACCAAUCAGACGGCAGCUGUGACUGACUGUAUUUAUUUCUAUAGACGUAUAUGGAAAUAUAAACAGUGCACUUUGUGUUAUU